AAGAAGAAGAAGAUGACACCCCCUGCAACUCGAUUCUCUUCCCUUCGGCGUCCGAUUCUAUUCCCUCCGGCGUGCAAAGCCCUCCCCCCUCCGGCGUCCGAACCUCUCUCCCAAGCUCAACACACAAUGACUGUUGAGUCACGGAACACCGAUUCCAAGAAUUGAAGCUUCUUAAAUGAGUCCGGCGUCGGAUUCAUUAAUCCAUGUUGCGGGAAUCAAUAGCAGUGCCAGAUUCCAAGAAUUGAAGCUUCGGAGUAAGGAAGGAGAAAGGCAGGAUGAGCCGGUGAUGUGGUCGGUGGGGUUCAGUGGAGGUGGGUAUCCCCCGCGGAAACUUCCCGGCAUCUAUCCUGGAUCCAUUGGGUUCAACUCCAAUGGUUCUGUUUACCUUGAUGGAAUUAAGCUGGUCUUUGAAGCUGAAAUUGCAGAAUUGGAAAGUAGAGACAAGGUGGUCGGUUGCGGUUUUGAUCCAUCUCAGAAGAAGGUGUUCUUCACUGUGGAUUCAUAAUUGGUACAUGAAAUCCAUUGCAGAUCGGAGGAAUUUGGAAGCCCACUUUACCCAACUGUAGCUGCGAAUGUAGAUGUUACGGUUUUGGUAAAUUUUGGACAGAGUGACUUCAAGUAUUUGCCGGCGAAUGCGCAGAGAACUCCAAACCCAUGUUUCAUUGGCACUUUUCCAAAUGGUUCUGCAGAUGAUCUGGGCUAUGAAGACAGUCGAGAGUUCUUCUCCAUGGGAAGGAUUGACCCUCUAUGGCUUAAUCGAAAUAACUCCAAGACCAUCAACAGCAACAAUAGUGAUAACAUGACACUAUAUCCUGAUGGGGAAUCAGAAGCUGAACUCUACACUGUACUCUGAAGUUUAACUAUAAUGCAAUCUUACACUUUACAGUACCA
This is a messenger RNA of Macadamia integrifolia, 891 nucleotides long. RefSeq lists its product as uncharacterized. The record is from RefSeq and is a predicted model, not a curated record. Lineage: Eukaryota; Viridiplantae; Streptophyta; Magnoliopsida; Proteales; Proteaceae. Bases 176 to 505 code for a protein of 109 amino acids. The transcript has 2 exons.